Messenger RNA from Acipenser ruthenus (sterlet), 2987 nucleotides. Its product is annotated as protein FAM221B-like. The transcript is spliced from 7 exons. Lineage: Eukaryota; Metazoa; Chordata; Actinopteri; Acipenseriformes; Acipenseridae. The record is from RefSeq and is a predicted model, not a curated record. Bases 274 to 1329 code for a protein of 351 amino acids.
AACACACGUUUUAAAUAAAAAAUGUACUGUAUCGAAGGAGCGGGGGUAAGGCAUUCGUGGUGGUUGUUAAGCAUCACGAUGUAUUCAUUUAGAUUAAUUGUAGGAGCGCUCUGUUUUUUAAUUUGAGUCAUUUGUGUGUGAUGGUGCAGAAAGCUCUGUUGCUCGGGGCAACAGCUUGCAUUGGAACCAGGACGUUUGUUCUUUUAAGAGCACAUAAACAGGCUUUUCACUUUGGGUUUGCUGGUCAUCCUUGCUUGGCUGCCUCUCUGUAACAUGAUACCCCUCCCUCUAUGUAUUGACUGUCAGCUGUUUCCAACAAUGGAUCUGCUUCUUGGAAACAGACAGAGCAAACACACCGCAACGGAACAGGUGGUGUUUCAUAGCAUUGAAAUGCAGAAGCGUACAAACGAGAUGACUUCUCAACAAAAGUCUGAGAGAGUAGUAAGGGACGCUGUUACUGGAGCUGCAAGUCACACCCAGUUUCCUGUUUCUGGGGAGAAGGUAUCUGUGCCGGGAGCCACAGCAGGUAAAAGAAAGGAAAAACGGAACAAUCUGGAUGGAACCCAAACAGGAUCUGCUUUGUGUCCAAAGGAAGGACGACAAGUUGUUACCAAAGGGUUUACAAUCAAACCAAUUGUCCCUGCAAAGAAGAGCGAUGUUCUGUCAGUUGCCAAAGCCAUGCACAGAGAGAAAUUUGGAGAGAGAGUGAAAGAACUGUUUGAUCCAGAGAGGGAUGCUGCACUGAAGGCGAUACAAACAGGUAUUUACAUUGGAUGGAGAUCUCCUGAGUACUCCUGGGAUUGCUUCCGACUUGGAGAUGCGUCCAAGUGUUUCUGUGGACACCUACUGAAUGAACACAAGAGUUACUCAGGUAUCAGUGUGCGGGUGCCCUGUGCUGCCCAGUCGUGUAAAUGCAAAGCCUUUGCCUUCAUUCCUUCUCGACCAGAGGAAGCUGGUGAAUUCUGGUUAAAGAAAAGACCAGGCUUCGACCCAGCUGCUUGGAGAGCAAUGUGCAGAUGUAAACAUUCUCAUGAGGAACACGACCCAACAAAUAGCCAUGCUUGCAAGAAAAAAGGUUGUCGAUGUCAACUUUUUGAAUCCAGCUUUGUCUGUGCCUCUUGCGACAGGCAUUGGGAACAACAUGAAACAUUUUUUGAUACAGAGGACUCGAGAAAGAAAUCUGGCCUUCCAUAUGGGGAGGCAUACUUGCCCUUUGCUGAGAUGCCAAACCUGCGAAAUGCUGUCUUGACUGGCAGGGAGGGAGACGAUUCUGCUUUCAAAUCAAUUACAAAAGCCUUGCCAUCUUCAGUGAACCAGACUUCACAAUGAACAUAAUUGAGAUCUUUUAUUUAACAUCAUGUAAUCAAAGAAACUACAAAAUUAUAUUGCAAAAGUCUACUGGAAGCCAUAAUAGUAGUAUAGUAUUUCAUGUUAGAUUUCAACAUGUCACAAUUUAAAAAUGUUGCCCUGUUUUUCGUUAAGUAUAUGGAAAACUACAAAGUGGUAUGUCAAGGCCGUAGCCAGAUAUGAGGCACCUGAGGCACGGCCCUCGGUUAAAAUCAUACCAAUCGUUAUUUAUUCAGGCUCUCUUACAUGUUGCUUUGACGCAAAAUAAAAUACAUUCCAUCCCUCGUUGUGUGCAUGCGUUAAUUCCCAAGUCCCGCUGAUAUCUACAGCCUCUGUGCUCUUCAAAAUCUUUUAUUGUCAUUGCAGACUACAGCGACACCGCUCAGUUCACACCACCAUAGCAGUUAAACGUGUUGGAGAAGGUUUCAAAACAACCAAGGUUUAUUAGCGACUUUCAAGGUGAGGCAAAGUAAUAAUGUUGAUUAGUAAUACCUACAUAUCAGCCUAAUAAUAAGGAAUAAUAAUAAAUCCCCCUGGUAGUCCGCUGUUUAGCAAACCCAUUUUAUUAAUAUUCAAAUUCUAAACUGCUAGUAGAAGCAGCUUGUAAACUGCAGUUUAGCGGACCCAGCUUAUGCAAAUUGUAACAAUUCUAACAAUAGUUUAAUGCAGUCGUUCCCAACCCUGAUCCUGUGGACCCCCUGUGUCUGCUGGUUUUCAUCCAAGCUCUCAAUUACUUAACUAGACCGUUAAUUGGACUGAUAAUUUGCUCAAUUAGACUUUUUAAAAUUGUUUUCAGUUUUCAACUCCCCAGUAAUGUUGUUGAAGCUGACACCCUAGGAUCCUUCAAGAUGCUGCUUGAUGAAAUUCUGGGAUCAAUAAGCUACUAACAAUCAAACGAGCAAGAUGGGCUGAAUGGCCUGCUCUCGUUUGAAAACUUUCUUAUGUUCUUAACUGUUUAAGAGCUGACAGCAAUUAAAAAGGUGUAAUUAAGCAAAUGAUCAGUUAAAUGAAGGGUCUAGUUAAGUAAUUAAGAGCUCAGUUGGAAUGAAAACCAGCAGACACAGGGGGUCCCCCGGACCAGGGUUGGGAACCACUGGUUUAGAGGACCCAGGUUGUGAAUAUUAUGACAUCGUUUUAGGUAGGGGUUUGGGGGCCUGUCCUCGACAGACACAGAAACUUGUUAUGCGUAAAUGCCUCUGUGAUUAUUCAUGGCUGGCUAUGGCCCUGUGUGUAAUUCAAUAUAUUAACGUAACAUUAUUCAGCAGGUUUCAUUCGACAUUAUGAAGAUAAAUUUGUUCAUUAUAUAGGGUGAUGCAAAACAUUUGGCCAUAGCUGUAUAUUUAAAUACUAAAAUGACUACCUGGUACAGUACUGUAUCUCCCCUCGUUUCAACCAAAUAAAAUAGAUGACAUCUCCAAUCGAACACACAGUACAUAAAACCACAAAGGUUUCAAGUGUAAAAGCAAAGCCCUAAAACCAAUUGAAGUCUGAGUACAUGUCCAUCUUGUCCUUAAAAUUAAACAAGUAAACAUCUUUCAGUACAAGAUCAAGAAUAAUACCCUAACAUUGUUAGGUGCCGUCAACUUGCUUACAUUGAUAAAAUUAACAGCAAUCCUUAAUGGCUUAAAAAAAAAAAAAAA